GGCCGGGCCGCGCAUGCUCGUAGGCAGCGGUGACGGCCGUGGGGACCGCUAAGAUGUCGGCUGUGGCCGUUCCGGAGCUGAAACAGAUCAGCCGGGAGGAGGCUAUGCGCCUGGGGCCGGGCUGGAGCCACUCAUGCCACGCCAUGCUGUACGCCGCCAACCCCGGGCAGCUCUUCGGGCGCAUCCCCAUGCGCUUCUCGGUGCUGAUGCAGAUGCGCUUCGACGGGCUGCUGGGCUUCCCGGGGGGCUUCGUGGACCGCCGCCUCUGGUCGCUGGAGGACGGGCUGAACUGGGUGCUGGGCCUGGGCCUGGGCGGCCUGCGCCUCACCAAGGCCGACUACCUGAGCUCGCACCUGACGGAGGGCCCGCACCGCGUCGUGGCGCACCUGUACGCGCGGCAGCUGACGCUCGAGCAGCUGCACGCCGUGGAGAUCAGCGCCGUGCACUCCCGCGACCACGGCCUGGAGGUGCUGGGCCUCGUACGAGUCCCCCUGUACACGCAGAAGGACCGGGUCGGAGGCUUCCCCAACUUUCUGAGCAACGCCUUCGUUAGCACUGCCAAGUACCAGCUCCUGUUUGCCCUCAAGGCGCUCAACAUGAUGCCCGCAGAGAAGCUGGCUGAGGCUGUGGCCGCAGCCACAGAGAAGCAGAAAAAGGCCCUGGAGAAGCUGCUCCCUGCUUCCUCCUGAGGUCCUCAGCCACCCUCACCUACCCCCAGGCUGCGUUUGUGCCCAUGGGCCCUGGAAUUCCUGUGAAGUGUGCCUUCUAGCCUGUUUUUGCACCCCCGUCUCGACUGAGCUGGAUGCGCGGCCUCUGGGGCCAGCUGCCUGCUCAGGUUGGUGGGGGGGGGUCCCGGACGCUUGCAUCCCCCGGGCUGUCUAGGAGGCCAUGCUCAGCUCAUUCCCAAAUCCUUCCCGAGGCAGCCAGGACCUGCACCGGCCUGGGGUAGGAGGUUGUACUGUUGAUUUCGGUUGUUGGGUUCAUGGUGUGUAAACUGUGGGUGAGGUUUCAAAGGGGCUCUGCUCUGUAUACAUGGCUUGCCUCCCCAGGGCGGAGGGCCUUGCGCCCCAGCUCUGUGGGACUGAAGGAUGAUGACAAUAAAGUCCCUCCGUGCUGCUCA
Messenger RNA from Dipodomys spectabilis (banner-tailed kangaroo rat), 1120 nucleotides. RefSeq names its product nudix hydrolase 16 like 1 (gene Nudt16l1). The transcript is spliced from 3 exons. The record is from RefSeq and is a predicted model, not a curated record. Bases 54 to 689 code for a protein of 211 amino acids. Lineage: Eukaryota; Metazoa; Chordata; Mammalia; Rodentia; Heteromyidae. Gene Ontology annotation, molecular function: snoRNA binding. Gene Ontology annotation, cellular component: nucleus.